Molecule: messenger RNA, 1327 nt
Organism: Fragaria vesca subsp. vesca
Lineage: Eukaryota; Viridiplantae; Streptophyta; Magnoliopsida; Rosales; Rosaceae
Product: GDSL esterase/lipase At4g10955-like
Exons: 3
Coding region: 1-1167 (388 amino acids)
Biological process (GO): lipid metabolic process
Source: RefSeq, a predicted model, not a curated record
AUGAUGAUGAGCAAUAUUUCUGCGGUUUGUUUUCAGGGAGUAUUUGAUAGUUCUGGAAAAGAGAAAAGGUUGCGAGGAUAUAUCAAGAGCAAGGUUACAGAGAAACGUUGGUGUCUAAUGGUUUCUGAUAGGCAUCUCUUUUAUGUUUCAGGACCAUCACAUCUAACUUCUAUUGACUGGAAGAACACUGAUCAUCAGAGGUCUGUUGCUGCCAGUUUGGUUCAGGGUGUCAAAGUUCUUGAGGUGGACCAUCAAGAGAAGCGUAAAGGGCACGAGGCCUUGGCUCCUCCUUGGUGGGAGUUCUUCCAUUUUGAGUUGGUUCGUCCACUUGUUGAUGAUGACAGUUGGUCCAUCUUCGGUGCCAUUUAUGAACUUAAACCUCCUCACUCUUCUCUUGGCACAGAACAUUCAGUAUUGGAAGAUGAAAACAGCCCUCAUUUUGUUAUUGCCUUCCGUGGCACCUUAACCAUGUAUGACCUGGUCUCACGAGAUCUUAACUUGUCCCUCAAGUUAAUCAAAAAUAGACUUCACAAGACAUCUCGCUUUGAGACUGCUAUGCAGGCAAUCCGAGCUACAGUUGGGGAUGCUGGCGAUUCAUCAAGCGUUUGGUUAGCUGGCCAUUCCAUGGGUUCAGUAUUGGCAAUGCUUGCUGGAAAAACAAUGGCCAAGGAUGGAAUUUUCCUCAAAUCUUUUCUCUUCAACCAACCAUUUGUUUUCGUUGCCCCAAUGGAGAGGAUCAAGCAGGAGAAUGUCAAGCUAGGCAUUCGCUUUGCUCGGAGUGUAUUCACUGCAGGACUCGCUAAAGCUGUGAAUCCAACCUGGCCAGAACAAGAAGAUCCAUUUUUUGGUCUGUAUGAAUGGGUUCCUAAUGUAUUUGUGAAUCAAGGCGAUGACUUCUGCUCUGGAUAUAUUGGUUAUUUUGAACAUAGAAAGAAGAUGGUGGAGAUUGGAGCAGGAGGCAUUGAGAGGUUAGCAACCCAGAAUUCAAUUGGGAGUUUAUUAAGGUAUGCAGUAGGAAAGGAGACAGAGCCACCAAUGCACCUCAUUCCUUGUGCAGAUCUCACAGUCAAUAUGACACCUUCAAGGGAUUUCAAAGAAGCCCAUGGAAUUCGACAAUGGUGGAGAGAGAAUCAGAACUUGAAGUCUGAGACUUACAGAUACAGAUAACACUUCCGGGUUUGUUCUAUUGAUUAUAGUUUUUGAGUAGUGAACCAGCCUCAAGCAUGUCCAUUAGUCCAGACCAAAUGCUAGGCAUAGAUGAACAUGUUUUGAUUCAAAAGCUCUGAUGUACUUCAUUGGCCCCUAGUAAAAAGUGAAUGCUUGCUUC